AUGCAGUACCAAAUCCUCGCUCUGGCUUUCGCCGCCCUUGCCGUUGCUGCCCCAAGCAGUGCUCCAUCCUACGGCAGCUCUGGCUCUACCACCACAACCAGUGUAGCCGUCUGCACCUCAGGCUGGACUCCUCAGUGCUGCGCCACCAACGUCCUGGGCGUUGCCAGCCUUGACUGCUCUGACGGUAAGCCUUUCAUCCCUCCGCAGUUGAAAUACGAGCAGAUCGACUCACAAUUUGAAUCUAGUCCCAAGCACCAUUACUGGCAAGGACCAGUUCGACAGCCAGUGCAGCGCAGAUGGCCUUACCGCCAGCUGCUGCUUGCUCCCCAUCGUGAGCAAACACCCUUUCUCUCAAACGUCUCAACUUUUACUAACUGACAUUCAACAGCUCGGCCAGGGUGUCAUCUGCCAGACUCUUUAG
Molecule: messenger RNA, 421 nt
Organism: Lecanosticta acicola
Lineage: Eukaryota; Fungi; Ascomycota; Dothideomycetes; Mycosphaerellales; Mycosphaerellaceae
Source: the annotation of a GenBank genome assembly